Pichia kudriavzevii is the source of this 2271-nucleotide messenger RNA. RefSeq lists its product as uncharacterized. Gene Ontology annotation, molecular function: DNA binding; zinc ion binding; DNA-binding transcription factor activity, RNA polymerase II-specific. Lineage: Eukaryota; Fungi; Ascomycota; Pichiomycetes; Pichiales; Pichiaceae. The transcript has a single exon. The record is from RefSeq and is a predicted model, not a curated record. Gene Ontology annotation, biological process: DNA-templated transcription; regulation of DNA-templated transcription. Bases 1 to 2271 code for a protein of 756 amino acids.
AUGACUGAUUUGUCCUCGGACUCAAAACCUUUUCAUGGUACGGUCAACACGAAAAUUGCCUGUCUGUCAUGUCGAGAGAAGAAACUAAAAUGCGACAAGGCCCUUCCCCAAUGUUCCCGUUGCAAGCAAAAAAGUUUAAAUUGUGUAUACGUACAGCACAAGAAAACCGGGCCAAAACCAAGCGGUAAUUCGGGUAUUUUGUCGUCGGUGUCUACUAGACAGCCAAAGAAAAUCACAAAAGCACCUUCUGCAAAGGUAAAACCAGCACCAGUGGCCAACAGUAUCUCAGCGUCCACGGCUAAUCCCAAUGCAAGACCGACUUCAGACCCCAAUGCAGGUUCUGCAUCUACAUCAAUAUCGAACUCUUUUUCACCAAAGGAAGCUACAUCUAAAAAUAACGUUGAAACCUUGAAUUCAAUCAAUGGAAUGAGUACCUUGGAUAUGGCAAAUUUAGAAAAUCUAAACACAUAUAACGAUUUCAGUACUUAUAAAACAUGGAAAGAACCAAAAACAUCCUCUGAACUAAAUACCCCAAUAAACUACAGCCAGUUUCAGUUCCCUAUAAAUUCUCCUUUACCCAAUAUACAACCUCCCUCAUUGUCACCCUCUUCAAGUAGCCGAAUCUCUGUGCAAAAUUUCAUGAAUCCAAUUCAAACCCCAGAUGGUUUAUUCAACCAAACAAACGACACACAUUCAUCAGGUACUUCCAACAACAGACACCAGUUUAACACGAGCCUAACCAACGUUACUAAUAAAUCGUUUGAAGAAAUAAUUGGGUUGCCUAGUCUUGGUUUAACUAUGAAAGAUAUUGAUAAAUUCCAUGCCUUUUACUUUGAUUCAAAUACUAGGAUCUUUAAAUAUUCAACCCAAAGAUAUUAUAAUACAUUCAUCAAGGAUCCAAAAAGAAUUCUGCACUAUUCCUACAUGAUAUGGACAAUGGCAUGUUUCUAUUUAAAGGAAUAUGAAUCCAUGGUUGACAGAUUGUACGUAGCUUCUUUAGCCCAAAUGAAUGAUUAUUGGGAAUCCAAUAGGGAUAGUUUUCAUUCGGAUAUUUUGUCUUACCUUCAUGCACUUUGCUUGAAAUCCCAAUUUGAAUUCUUGUCAGGUAGAGAAAUGAGAGCUGCACUAACCAUUAGUUCAUCAAUUAGACUAACACAAAUGUAUGGCUACGAUCAGAUUGACUUAUCCCCCACAACUUUGGGCACUCCGGCAAUUUUUUUUAGAAGCUUUACACUAUCGAAAGAACAAUAUGAGUCUACUAAUACCUUGUUACAAGAUGAUGGGUUGGAUCAAGAUAUUCCAUUAGUAGAGGAGCGCAGAAGAGUUCUAUGGGAAGUUUAUGCAAUCGAUAAGUGGUCUUCAUUAGUUACAGGUCUACCCUGUGCCCUAUCAGUUGAUAGUUUGUCAGUGAUAUUCACAAAACUUCCUUCUCCGACAACCUUUCUACCAUUGAAUAGCGACUCCGAUAUUCAGAAUUCCUCCUCCAAUGAAAAAAACAGCUACUAUUUACAUGAAGCAAUGCAAAAACUAGAUAAUAAUCAAGUUAUGUUGGACAUAAACUCUUCAUCUUCCAAGAUUCUAUUACUAACCAUUUCGGAGAAUAUAAUUAAGUGGUGUAAAAUGUUUUUGAAUAUGGUGGAACUAGAAACUUUAAAGUCUUUAUCAUCAAUAGAUUCAAUUAGGAGCAAAGUCGAUGAGCUGGUUAAAAAUUUCGAGAGUAUGCACAACAAUUUAUUGUUUUUUGACCUAACAACAGAACCCUUGAUGAAUAUCGUCAUUACCAAUACAACAACCCUAUUAUACCAGAGUGUUUUAAUUAAGUUUAAUUCCUUGUUUGAUCUACAGCUUCGGGAAGAUCCUUCUGGAAAUUCAAUCGCAGGAAGCGAAAUAUCCUUGUUUAAGGAUAUCCUAUAUGAGGUUUCAUCAAUGAGUGAAAAUAUAAUUAUAAGGUUUGUUAAGAAGCAGCGUGUCGAGUCACACCUGAAAAAGGCACCUGUUUUUAUCGUUUUCAUCAAUUCUGUCAAGUCCUUGUUCCAAUGUCUCGCAUUUGUUUAUAGAUUCAACAAUAUUUUGAAUGUUGACAUCAAAAGAAAGCGCUCAUUAGAAAAUACAAUUAAAAUCGCCUCUGCAGUUAUAAAUGGUCUGCCUACGAAGACUCCAUUGGUUGAGAAGACUAAGACAAUCAUUAACAAUGGCCAGGAGCUAUUAGACCAUUCGCCACAUUUGCUUUCAUUUUUUGAUUCGUUUUUUGAUUCGACUAAAACUUAUUAG